AUGUCAAAAAAAACAAUUGUUAAUACUACAGCCAAUCUUUUACUUCAUAUUCAUGUACGUCCAAAUGCAAAAAAUAAUGCAAUACGUGAAAUAAAUUCUAAUAAUGAACUACGUAUUGAUAUAGCUGCUGAUGCACAAGAUGGAAAAGCAAAUCAUGAAUUAAUUGAUUUUAUUAAAAGUAUUUUAAAAAUACCUUCACAUCAAUUAGAAAUUAUUCAUGGACAUAAACAACGUGAUAAAGUUUUACGUAUAUCAACAACAUUGGAUAAUCACGAUGAUUUUAUCGAACGUCUUAAAAACGAAAUCACAACCAAAUAG
Adineta steineri is the source of this 318-nucleotide messenger RNA. The record is from the annotation of a GenBank genome assembly. NCBI's taxonomy places the organism in Eukaryota, Metazoa, Rotifera, Eurotatoria, Adinetida, Adinetidae.